AUGGAUGCCUGUGUAUUAAUUCCGGAAGAGUUCGGUCUGGUCCUAACGCUGCAUCCGAAUCCAGAAAAUGUGCUGGAGAUGUUCGUCGAUAUUUGGAGUAAUAAUCACAUACCAUCAGGAACGACAUUCCGUCCGGAUCAGGGCAGCGUCCGACUCGACAAGUUAGAAAUCUACACCAAGCUCGAUUCCUGCGAUAUACGAUACAAAUUCGGCUGUUACGAUGAAAUUAUCGAUGUCGAGGAGACAUCCGUCCGUCAUUGUAACUGGAUCCGAUUCGUGAAAUCUUCGUCCAAAGUCGAUGACGUAAACUUUGUCGCUGUAAACAUCAAGGGUGAACCAGUGUUCCAGGCUAUCAAACACGUGGAACCUAAUGAUCCAAUCAUCGUCUUCUUUGAUGCAGAGAAGGAAGCUAAGAAACCGGAACCGGAAGUGAUGUCAAUGGAAAUACCGGAACAAGAAAAGUCACCUGAAAUCGCGCUUAAAGAUAACAGCAAGGAAUUGAUAUCCCCAUUGUCUCUGGAUGCUAGUGGAAUGUUUACAUCACCGAUAACAAGAGAAGAUGAUUGCCGGUCCAGCUUGAGUGACGUCAUGAGUGAACAGGAGAGCGAUAAAUCUGACCAGACAAAAAGCGAAUCAGACACAACCACGAAUAGCAGUCCGGAACAAGGAGCCCUGUUGACGUCACGGACCGGCAAGCGGAACCGCGAGAGGACAUGGUUACCGUGUGACGUCUGUGGCAAAAAGUUUGAUAGACCGUCACUACUGAAGCGACACAUGCGCGUGCAUACAGGCGAGAAGCCCCAUGCGUGCGACGUUUGUGGGAAGGCGUUCUCAACGUCGAGUUCUCUAAACACUCACAGGAGAAUUCACAGUGGUGAGAAACCACACCAGUGUAAGAUCUGUGGUAAACGCUUUACUGCCAGCUCCAAUCUAUAUUACCACCGGAUGACACACAAUAAGGAAAAGCCUCACAAGUGUACGUUAUGUUCUAAAUCUUUCCCGACCCCCGGGGAUCUCCGAAGUCAUAUGUACGUCCACAACGGUUCCUGGCCCUUCAAAUGUGAUAUCUGUAACAGGGGUUUCAGCAAACAAACCAAUCUGAAAAAUCACCAACUCCUUCACUCAGGAGACAAGCCACACGAGUGCUACCUGUGUGCAAAGAAGUUUGCCCUCCAGUGUAAUCUCAAGACUCACAUGAAAACCCAUGAAAACGACACACAUGAGGAAUGCGUACGAUGCGGCAAGGCCUUUCUGGGAUCAAACAUGUCUCCUACUCGGCAGUGCCUCGAAUGUGUAAGACUAGAAAAUGCCGAAAACAGCCGGAAAGUUCGAAAACCAUCUACCGAUUUCAGUAUAUCCCGAUUGACGCAGUCAACGCCUAAACGUUCAUUAGGUUCAGAUCCCAGAACACUUUCACAAGAUUUUCCGAGAGAACCACUGGGAAGCCCACCCUUUGAAAGAUCACCACCAUUCUAUUCCCCUAAACUUAUGUCAUUUCCGGUGUCUGCGCACGCAGCCCUGUCGCCUAUAUCCCCCCAAAACGUUAUGAUGUCACCUCGCCAUCGUGGAUUCUCUCCAAUAGUCGUCCGCCAGUCCAGCAUGCUAAGUCCGUCCAAUGAACAAGUGAGCAUGUUUGGUAUCCAUAGUGACCAGAGACCAAGUUACGGAAGUGAUGUUUUACCUCAUAGACCGUUCUGGACCGGAAGUCUAACCCAUGGGUAUUAA
Molecule: messenger RNA, 1725 nt
Organism: Ylistrum balloti
Lineage: Eukaryota; Metazoa; Mollusca; Bivalvia; Pectinida; Pectinidae
Product: zinc finger protein 679-like
Exons: 8
Coding region: 1-1725 (574 amino acids)
Cellular component (GO): nucleus
Source: RefSeq, a predicted model, not a curated record